CGACAAAAAGAAAUCUGGAUUCAAAUUAAAAAUGUAAAAGAGAGGCAGAUUCUUCAGAGAUGAGAACUUCAUGUUGAGUCUCUUGAUUUUGGUCUUUUCCCCUCCAUCAAACAACACAGCCAAAAACGCUCUUGGAGAUCUCCAGAGAUAACAAUGUCACAUUGUCACAUAAGGUUCUGCUACAAAUCCUUAAUUACAAAAAGAGGAUCAGAUGACUACAGCAUCCAAUACCGGGGUCUCCAGGCGGCAUGGAGGUCUUUGAUCAAGAAAAUCCAAUUAUUUGUGUAUAUACAUUUCCCACAUAGUGAUUACUUCAUUAAUUGUCCCGCCUUUAUCUCCUCCCUUCCCAGCCCCCCUAAUAAUCAGCUCCUUUAUCCAGACCAACAAACACACCAUAGGAGCUUUGUGGAUUCAAAGGAUUUGCUUUCCCCUCUCAAAGAGCCGCCAUUCUUUGAUGAUUGGGCAGCGGCAAACUUCAAAGUAAUAAAUCUUAUUUCUGACUGGCUGGCGGCCCACCAAAGUCCUUAUCAAAUUCUAAGAAGUGAUCCCUCACUCUUCAGAUAGACCGAGGAUAUAUCGGCGAGAGGAGGCACUGGAGAGUGAAGACCUGCCCCGACCAGAAUCAGUUUUUUUUUCCCCCCUUCCUUUUCUUCUUUUGCUCUGAAUGCCACAUAUUCAUCAAAAUUAGCGCGUUUGUUUAUUAUUAGUUUGCAUCGGGAGGAGGAGGACGCGCACCAUGGCAGCGGUGGCUGUUCUGCGGAAUGAAACACUGCAAGCUUUUCUCCAGGAUCGCACUCCAAACUCCUCUCCAGAGAACUGUAAGCACUCCCCGCUGGCGCUCCUGGCCGCCACUUGUAACCGGAUCGGACACCACCACGGAUCCAACCACCCAGACUUCCUCCAAGUCCCCUACGAUCCCACUCUGGGCUCCCCCUCGCGACUAUUUCACCCGUGGACUAACGAGGGGAGCCCCCAAAGCAGCCUGGCCGGCAACUCUACUUUCGGACUAUCCUCCAAGCCUCAGCUGUCUGCGCACAUCCAGAGCUCCUUCAGCACCCACCACGAACUCCCCCUCACCCCUCCGGCGGACCCCUCGUACCCCUAUGACUUCUCCCCGGUUAAGAUGUUACCUUGCUCCAUGCAGUCCCUCCAGUCCACCUGUCCUCCUACCUACGUCCCUGCCGUCAGCUACGCGGCUCCGGCGCCCAUCCCGCCCCAAAUGCCGGGCUUCGUGACGGGACCGUCCGGCCUGGUCCACCAGCAGCAGAGACAGUUGUCCCCGAACCCCGGGGAGGACAUCCCGUGGUGGAGCCUGCAGCAGGGCAACCACGUCGGCCACUCUUCCUCUCUGGGUCCCCACCGCUUCCAACUGCAGAGAAGCUUGGUGCUGGGGCACACGGACUUUGCGCAAUACCAGACGCAAAUCGCCGCUCUGCUGCACACCAAGUCGCCCCUCGCGACCGCGCGGAGGUGCAGGCGGUGCAGGUGCCCCAACUGCCAGUCGUCCACCUCCAGCGACGAGCCCGGCAAGAAGAAGCAGCAUAUCUGCCACAUACCGGGCUGCGGGAAGGUUUACGGGAAGACGUCGCACCUCAAGGCGCACCUGAGGUGGCACUCCGGGGAGCGGCCGUUCGUGUGCAACUGGCUGUUCUGCGGCAAGAGCUUCACCAGGUCGGAUGAGCUGCAGAGACACCUGAGGACUCACACAGGGGAGAAGCGCUUUGUGUGCCCGGACUGCUGCAAGAGGUUCAUGAGGAGCGACCAUCUUGCCAAACACGUGAAAACCCACCAGAAUAAGAGAAGCAAGUGCCACGAGAAGACGCUUGAUCACGUCAAGAGAGAGGACACCAGGAAUAUGUUGUAACACGGUUCACUUCGCCCCAUUUCGUACCCAGGCGUUGCCAUUUCCUACCUGCACACUGUAGCGCUGCUUAU
This is a messenger RNA of Xiphophorus hellerii (green swordtail), 1935 nucleotides long. It is a transcript of the gene sp5a, whose product is annotated as Sp5 transcription factor a. The coding region runs from base 737 to 1864 and encodes 375 amino acids. NCBI's taxonomy places the organism in Eukaryota, Metazoa, Chordata, Actinopteri, Cyprinodontiformes, Poeciliidae. The transcript is spliced from 2 exons. Gene Ontology annotation, biological process: regulation of transcription by RNA polymerase II. Gene Ontology annotation, molecular function: DNA-binding transcription factor activity, RNA polymerase II-specific; RNA polymerase II cis-regulatory region sequence-specific DNA binding. The record is from RefSeq and is a predicted model, not a curated record.